UUUUUUUUUUUUUCUUUUUUCAAGUUACAUCGCAAUGACUUCAAUUGAUCCUAGUCAAACUUUAUACGUUACUAAUAUUAACGGACGUAUUAACAUUGAAGAGCUUAAACAUUCUCUGUAUGAUUUAUUUUCUACUUAUGGACCUAUUCUAGAUAUUACAGCUAAAAAAACAGAAAAGAUGCGUGAACAAGCCUUUGUUGUAUACAGUAACGUUGCUUCUGCAACUACAGCCAAAAGAAGUUUAAAUGGAUUCACCUUUUUCAACAAACCACUUAAAAUCGAAUAUGCAAAGACAAAAUCAGAUGCAGUUGCUAAAUUAGAUGGCACAUAUAGAUUAAGGACAUAUAAGGAUAAAAAUGAGACUACAUUAGGAAAGAGAACUGCAGCAGAAAAUGAAAAUGAAAACCCUUCAAAAAUGUCACGAACCGAGGAAAGUGAUGAAAGUGAUGAGGAUCAUGCAUAAAUUAACUGAAUGAAUGAUUAUAUGAAAAAUGUGAAUAUAAUAUACAUAUAAAUAUACAUAAUAUUCGAAAUAAAUAAAGAAUAAGAAGCUUAAUUUAAGAAGGAAAAAAAGAAAAAGAAAAAUUACAUUCUAUG
This is a messenger RNA of Cokeromyces recurvatus, 597 nucleotides long. RefSeq names its product U2 small nuclear ribonucleoprotein B. Gene Ontology annotation, biological process: mRNA splicing, via spliceosome. The record is from RefSeq and is a predicted model, not a curated record. The transcript is spliced from 3 exons. Gene Ontology annotation, molecular function: U12 snRNA binding; pre-mRNA intronic binding. Gene Ontology annotation, cellular component: U12-type spliceosomal complex. Bases 35 to 463 code for a protein of 142 amino acids. Lineage: Eukaryota; Fungi; Mucoromycota; Mucoromycetes; Mucorales; Mucoraceae.